This is a messenger RNA of Saprolegnia diclina VS20, 597 nucleotides long. RefSeq lists its product as hypothetical. The coding region runs from base 1 to 597 and encodes 198 amino acids. The record is from RefSeq and is a predicted model, not a curated record. Lineage: Eukaryota; Oomycota; Saprolegniomycetes; Saprolegniales; Saprolegniaceae. The transcript has a single exon.
AUGAGGCUCCUCAUCCAGGCGCGACGCACGUACAACGACGCCGUCCGUUCUGUGCUUGAGCUGUGUAGUCGCUUGGUACCGUUACUCGAGCCCAACCUGACGACCGUCGCGACCAAAGAUCACGACCAAGUCCUCGCCGAGCUGCUUAUCAAGGGCAAAUCACUGUUGCCAGAAGAAAUUGAGGCCAUACGCAACACUAAAAAUGCUCUCACUACAGCAACUGGCUUGCUUCCUGAGCUGAAGCUGGCGCUAGCGAACUUGGGGCGUCCCGUCCACGCGACCAGCAAGUCGUCCAACUGGGUGGCGCUUGUGUUUGAGAACAUGACCAACAACCUCGAGGCAGAUACAGCGGUCUGGGAGGCGACAACUCUGUGCUGUGCGGGCGCGGCAGACAGCAUCAAGUCGGCGACGGCGGCCGUCACGGACGAAAUGAGCGUUCUCUGCACCCUUGCCGAAGCAUUCAAGACGGCGCAUUUUCGUUCCGCGUGGCACCGCAACGUUGGCUCCGAAACGGACUAUGCCAGCUGGAUGGACGACGCUGUGGAGAAGCUGCAUGCCCACUGCAAAGCCUAUUUGAGCCGGCACAACGCCCAUUAA